Messenger RNA from Nyctereutes procyonoides (raccoon dog), 1797 nucleotides. RefSeq names its product basic proline-rich protein-like. The record is from RefSeq and is a predicted model, not a curated record. The transcript is spliced from 4 exons. NCBI's taxonomy places the organism in Eukaryota, Metazoa, Chordata, Mammalia, Carnivora, Canidae. Bases 1 to 825 code for a protein of 274 amino acids.
AUGGUGGGCGCGGGGCGCGGGGCCCGCGUCACGCCGAGCAGCGGGCCGGGCGCGCGGCGCCCUCCAUCCACGCCCGGCCGGGGCGCGGCGCGGCGGCGGGCGCGGGGGCCCCGGGCCGAGACGCCAGCCCGCGGCCCGCGGCCCCGCGGCCCCGCAGCGCAGCCCGGCCCGGCCGAGCCGCUCGCCCCGGCUCACACCCCCUCCCCCUCGCACGCCCUCCCGGCCUCCCCCCGCGGCCCGCGCGAGCCCGGUCCUCCCCGGCCGGGCUCCUCCCGCCGCCCCGUCCCCUUCCCCAUCGCCCCCCCCCCCGCCGCCCCCUGUACCCACCCCCCUCCCCGUUCGGCCCGCGAGGGCUGGGCGGGGGCCGCCCGCAGUCGGGGACCCUUCUGCGCCGCGAGGAGGCCGGCCCAGGUGACGGCGCGCGUGACCCCGGGCUCGGGGCCAGGAACCGGCGCGGAGGGAGUCGGGCCCUCCUGGGGGUGGCGCGCGCCGCUGUCGCCCCCUGCCUUCCCCGGCUCCUGGGCCUCCCCGGGGGAGCCUUCCCGCGUGGCCUCGAGUCCGGUGGCCUGCCCCGCGCCGCCCAGCGCGUGCCUGCGACCCCGGAUCGGGGAGGGCCCUGAGUGUCGUACAGCGUUCCGGAGAAUGACUGUCACCGGACAGACCGCCUCUGCACGACGUGAAGACUCGCUGUCGCUGUCGCUCGGGAGGAAGAAGGAGGGCUGCGGGAGCGAGCGCUGUCAGCAGCACAGGUGGCUCAGGUCCCAGGAAGCCAGUUGCAAACCAGAGUGUUGGGCUUGGGAAGAACCCAUCGUCCUUGGCCUGUAGGCCUGUGACUCCUAGUAGGUGCACCUUAUCACCAGCCCCCAUGUUUUCCCACUUUUUCUUCCCCAGUGCUCCCCCUUCCUGAAAACCAGUUCCUGCACCCUCUACACUUUGACCGACCUCCCUAUCACCCCCAAACAGCCCUUCCCACACAGCUGGGCCACUUGCGGGGACCUCUCUGGAGGGGUUUUAACGAUGCUGCCACCCCAGGCGGGCUGUCCAAAUUCAGUGCGGGGCAGAUACUUUACAGCAAUUAUGGUAGUGUGGAAAAGGACAGAGAAGGGCGGGCGUGGGGGUUGCUCCAGCAGUCCUCCCAGCACACCCUCGACAGGAUCUAUGAGAUUUUUGGUCUUCCUGAGAGAGGACUGGGCCAGGUAGAGGCCAUAAAUGAGAGUCACACACGUUGGAUGACAAACAUAAACAGCAACAGAUCAGAUUUGCAGGCUUUUGGAUUUGUUUCCAAUGAGACCGGUUAAGUGAAAAAAAAAAAAUCAGGUCUAAUUUUUAUCUCCGAGGAUGAUUGGCCUGCAGUAUUUCCAUUUCUAAAGGCCAGUUCCUGCUGUGUUUCAUUAGCAUUUGGGGCUCGCCCCCUCGCCCUCCCUCCUUCUCCCUCCACCCCCCUUGGGCCUGAUCUCUGCCAGGGGCAGAAAAGAAAACAUUGAAUUAUUACAAAAACAUCCCCAGUUUGGAGCAGGAGCGUAUGCUCCGGAUACACUCGAUUUUGACAUCAAUUAAGUAUAUAAGCAGACAAGCACACGUGGCUUUGGAGGGGCUCAGUCGCCCUGGGUGCAUCUCCACCAACGCUGUCUCCUCUUCCCUCUCUUUAGCUCUUGCUGCUGAUUCUACAGACAGCCUCUUCCUCGAGUGUAUUUUCCUCCAGCAAUUACACUCCUCCACUGAAAUCUAAAUUUUCCAUACUGCUGCCUGCUACUAAUAAAAACCGUCUACCUUGCACUAUUAAACAGUAGAAUCGCG